Messenger RNA from Arachis stenosperma, 3401 nucleotides. RefSeq names its product putative pentatricopeptide repeat-containing protein At4g17915. The transcript is spliced from 3 exons. Bases 1783 to 3156 code for a protein of 457 amino acids. Lineage: Eukaryota; Viridiplantae; Streptophyta; Magnoliopsida; Fabales; Fabaceae. The record is from RefSeq and is a predicted model, not a curated record. Gene Ontology annotation, molecular function: protein binding.
CCUAAUCCCCUAACGGCUAACCCUCUCUGCCACCACCUCACCUCACUCUGUCACAGUGUCACUCACCCAGCCACCGCCGCCAGCCGCCCGCCGUCGUCUUCUUCGUCUCACCGCCGGACACCUAUUCUGAAGUCUGAAGGAACAGAACAGACCCGCGGCUCCGCUUCGUCCCUGUUUCUCAUGGCCGUCGCCGUUUCCGCGCCGUCGCCCUCGCCGUUGCCUCGCUCUUCUGCUCUGUCAAACAGCAACCUUAAACUGCACUUCUCCUAUUUUAUCCAGCAACUUUAAACUGCACUUCUCCUAUGUUAUUCUAUUCUGUGUUGAAAACUUAAAAUUUCUGGGAUGAAUAUGCUUGUUGAAAUAUGAACAAAGGCACAGAAAACUGCAACAGGAGCAACAAUGAGGAGAAUUGUCAGUGCCAAUGAUCUCACAUCUGGUCCAAAUAUGAACCUACCCUGAAAGAAAAAUUUCUGCAAAAGAAAAGCACUGAAAACAUGAAUUAGUAAGCAUCUCCUAAGUGAUAAAUUGGCCAGAUAAGUAAUUCAAAUAAUAUGCAGCAAUAUAACUAAAUUUUCCUGUUCAAUAAAUGUUUUGUAACAAACAAAUUACAACAUGAAAAGUACAAGUACAUCUGGACUUGAUUCCCUAGUUGGAUAUUGUGUCUCAGGUGGCCAAAGGAUGCUUGUUUAUGAGUUUGUGCCAAAUAAAACACUUGAGUUUCAUUUGCAUGGUAAGAUAUUUUCCAUUCGUUGCUCCAAAGUUAAAUCUUUAUCUCCUCUUCCCCCCACAUAUAUUAGCACUUUUGAUUUAUGAAGAAUGAUGCAUACAUAGAUAAUGUAGAAUGAAGGACAAAAUUUAAUUUUUCACCUAUAUGGUAUGCAAUUUCCCUUUUCUUCCUAUACAUAGGAUUUACUCCAAUCAUUCUCUAAUAAAUGUGAUGAACUUUAAGUGUACGCAUAUUUUGAGUAGUAUAGCUUCUGUGUGUAAUAAAAUUGUUUUCUUAUGCAGAAUUAUGGUUUAAAAAUUUUGUGGAGUUGAGUUUAAAUAGAUUGGAUUGGUAAUUGAGGUUUAGGACUACACUGUCUUGAGAAUUGGAGACAAAUAGCAAAAGAUAGUGAUGAAUUCUGUGUGAUCUGGUAUAACUAGUAAUAUGUGUUGUAUAUGAUUUAGCAGAUAUAAUUUUACAUAUAUAAUUAGUUUUCUAGUGUCUUGAUGGCAAUGCCGAAGAAACACUACGGAGAUUAAUGAAAUGGUUAUGUGGAUUGUUUGAGGAAAAUGUCUCUUUAGGUGAUUAAGUAUAAUAGGUGUUUAGGAGAUAGUCUUUUUGAGAUUAUGAGUCGUUUGUAAUUUGUCUAAACAAUCCUCCCCUUUGGGUCGAGAUUCCUAACAAUAAUCGAAAAAAAAAGUGUGAUAAACUUUCUGCUUAUGACUAUUUUUAGUAUUUUAUAUUUUUUAUUUAUGUGAAACCGGUUUUAUCGGUUCAACCAGCGGUUUAUCGGUUGAACCAAUAAAUCAGUGAACCAGUAACCUGACCGGUUUGAUCACCGCCUCGAUUCUCUCUCCCGCCUCCUCCCCCCUCUUCGACCCUCUCUCUCACAAACCAACACGGUGGCCACUUCUGACUCCGUCGUCGCUGUCCCCGUAGUCAUGCAGAUGUAAAUUUUCCAGUGUACACGAAUCCGUGUUUGGCGCUUUUGUGGAUGAAAUCUUAAGUCUCAAUUCUCGUAUUGAAAAUGGGAAGCUUAUGAUAAAAUGAUGCCCCUUUUUGGGUGCUGGUGAAUUAUGGUUGCGAGAUUAUCAACUAAGGUAUUGAACAUUUGCAUAGCAUCAAUGUGCAAAGCCAAGCAAGUAGUGAAAGCUGAAGCUGUGAUAAUCGACGGCAUAAGAUUGGGUGUGCUCCCUGAUGUGGUUACAUACAACACUCUAAUAGAUGCGUAUUGUCGUUUGGAUUGCGUCGACACAGGCUAUUCUGUUCUAAGUCGAAUGAGGGAGGCAGGGAUACCCCCUGAUGUUAUUUCUUACAAUUCUUUGAUCUCUGGGGCUGCCAGGAAAUGCUUGUUGUCGAGUGCCUUGGACCUGUUCGACGAAAUGCUUCGAGCAGAUAUACACCCUGAUGCUUGGAGCUAUAACAUUUUGAUUAAUUGUUUGUUCAAGCUUGGGAAACCAGAUGAGGCGAAUCGUAUUUUUAUGGAGAUGGCACUUAGUGAGCUGCAUCCUUGUUCGGCUACAUAUAACAUCAUGAUUAAUGGGCUGUGUCAGAAUGGAUAUGUUAACAAUGCUAUUAUGUUGUUCAGGAACUUGCAACGGCACGGAUUCAUUCCUGAGGUGUUGACAUACAACACACUUAUUAAUGGACUAAGCAAGGCUCGACGAACGGGGACAGCUAGGAGGAUUCUUAGGGAGUUUAAGGAAGCAGGUUAUGAACCUAACUGUAUUACCUACACAACGGUUAUGAAGUGUUGCUUCCAGUGUAGGCAGUUCGACGAAGCGUUAGAGAUCUUGCAUGAGAUGAGGAGUAAAGGGUACACUUUCGAUGGCUAUGCAUACUGCACAGUUAUUGCUGCACUGAUAAAGAUCGGGCGGAUUGAAGAGGCAGAUGAAAUCGUCAGGCUGAUGCAGCAUAGUGGUAUUCAACCAGAUUUAGUGUCUUAUAAUACAUUGAUAAAUCUUUACUGCAGACAAGGAAGAUUAGAUGAUGCCAUGAAGUUACUUGGCGACAUAGAGAAAGAAGGUCUGGAAUGCGAUCAAUAUACACACACGAUUAUAAUUAAUGGAUUGUGCAAUGCAGGCAACUUUUUAGGUGCAAAACAGCAUUUGAUUUAUAUGAACUCACUGGGGUUUGGUUACAAUUUGGUUGCGCAUAAUUGUAUUCUUCAUGGAUUGGGUAAAGCAGGUCAUAUUGAUCACGCAAUGAAAUGGUUCGAAUCGAUGGAAGUUAAAGACUCUUUCACGUAUACCAUCAUAGUGCACAACCUUUGUAGGGCUAGAAGGUUCCUUUGUGCCUCCAAGAUCAUGGUUUUGUGUCUAAAUUCUGGGUUUCGGAUCUUAAGGGCUACUCAGAGAGCUGUUAUUGAUGGUCUUUGUAGUAUAGGGUAUACAAAUGAAGCUAGGAAACUCAAGCUUAAACUACGAGUGAUUCGACUAUUACAUGAUUAAAUCGCAGUUGAUGUUUGAGUCUUCAGAUAUUUCAAUACUUUGCUGACCAAAUAAAAGAAUAAAGCUCUGAAUCAUGAGCCCUAUUCUUGAUCCAUAUAUGUCAUUCUGAGCCUCUGAGGGAUACAAUUAUCAUUUUUGCUGGAAGUGGUAAUUUACUUUUUUUUUUUUUUGGUCAUUGUAAUUUACUAAUUUAUUUGAUUGAGUAGGCUAACUGCAGUGUCUCCUCAUUGUUGCUUCAAAUUGUU